CAAAGAAGGAUGCCCAGUUUCUAUUUACGGCUACUUUUUGUCUCUCUGCUAAGGACAACUCUUGGGGCAGAAUGGUGCUAUGAAUCCCAGUUCUCCUGUGACAAAACCUGCAAAGGACCCAGAAAUUGGAUAGACGUUGCACUGAGCUGUGGAGGGACAAGCCAGUCUCCGAUUAAUAUCGUAACACAGCGGGCUGUUACUGAGGGCACACUCACACCACUCACAUUCCGAGGCUACCAAGACAUGUUCGACAGCAUCAUUACAAACAACGGCCAUACUGUCAAGGUCAACUUGUCAGGCCAUGCACUGGUGGAAGGCGGAGAUCUACAGGGACCUUACAAAGCAGUGGAAUUCCACUUCCACUGGGGCCGUAAAGGAGGGCCUGGGUCCGAGCACACUGUGGAUGGACAGCAGUUCCCCAUGGAGAUGCAUAUUGUUCAUAUAAAGGACAAAUACAGCUCUGUGUCUGAGGCUGUCGCAGACCCCUCUGGAGUGGCAGUCCUGGGAGUUUUGUACCAGGAGUCAGAAGCCAGAAACAAAAAAUAUGAAACCCUCAUAAAUGCGCUGGCAAAGGUCACACAACAAGACACAUGGUCACGGCUUGGGCCUUUGUCUCUGGAGUUGCUUAUCCCAGCCCACAAGGUCCCAAAAGGCCAGUAUAGCUACUUCCGCUAUACCGGCUCCCUCACUACACCUGACUGUGCAGAGUCCGUCAUCUGGACAGUGCUUGAAAACACCGUUCACCUCAGCAAACAGCAAUUGUCUGCAUUCUCUGAUCUCAUGUUCGGAAACGGUAGUACAAUGGUGGAGACCUUUCGUCCUGUGCAGCCUCUGAACAACCGAAGGGUCCUUUAUUAUUCUGGAUGUAACGCUGCAACUGUCAGCAACAUAUUGGUUAUUAAUACUGUUCUCACAAUGUUACUGACUGUUUGGGAAUAA
Messenger RNA from Electrophorus electricus (electric eel), 939 nucleotides. RefSeq names its product carbonic anhydrase IV b (gene ca4b). Gene Ontology annotation, molecular function: carbonate dehydratase activity; zinc ion binding. The record is from RefSeq and is a predicted model, not a curated record. Gene Ontology annotation, cellular component: plasma membrane. Lineage: Eukaryota; Metazoa; Chordata; Actinopteri; Gymnotiformes; Gymnotidae.